Trematosphaeria pertusa is the source of this 1970-nucleotide messenger RNA. RefSeq lists its product as uncharacterized. The record is from RefSeq and is a predicted model, not a curated record. The coding region runs from base 155 to 1543 and encodes 462 amino acids. The transcript has 2 exons. NCBI's taxonomy places the organism in Eukaryota, Fungi, Ascomycota, Dothideomycetes, Pleosporales, Trematosphaeriaceae.
CCCAACCCAAACUUCCGACCAUCACCCUCCCAACGCCGCACGCCGUGGAUGCUUCCGACUGCCUGCGAUUGCAUCUGUGAACUGACUGCCCUUGCCCCGGCAACAGCCUUUGCCCCGGUGCUGCUUCCGCUCUUUGGCCGAGCACGGAACGACAAUGACAGGAUACGACCGAAUCGUCGAGGCCGAUGCCGAGGAGGAGUGCCGGGCUUGGAUACGCAAGCUUAUCGACGCAAAGGACGAAGUUGUGGCCUUUGUAGAUGCUCGCCUGAAUGGCGGUGGAGCCGGGACGUACAAGGGCUUCUUCAAGGGAUCUUUCAACCUUAGCUACCACAUCGACUUCGGCGAUCGACGACCAAGCGUUCUCAUCCGCUUCGCAAUGCCGGGCGAGUCGGUAACGCCAUGGAGGGCCGAAAAGGUCGCGAACGAGGUGCGAUUCAUAGAGUAUCUCCGCGAGAACACCUCCAUUCCUCUACCCCACAUACACUGCUGGGGAUCAGUGGAGGAGAGCCCGCAGCAGUUGGGGCCAUUUAUCAUCAUGGACUUCGUCCGGGGGACUCGUCUGUCGACUUUCCUCAGGCGGCCGACUGACGACGAAUACGAGGCAGCGAUCCUGAACCCAGAUCUGAACGAGGCAACGCUCGACAAGGUCUACGAGCAAAUCGCUGAUUACAUGCUUCAAAUGUCUUGUCUCGCAUUCUCCCGUAUCGGCGCCAUCUCCAAGGAUGACGGCGAAUCGGGGACAUGGACUGUUACUGGGAGGCCCCUGACAUUUGACAUGAACAUAUUGGCGACCAGCACAGGCUACCCCGUGGACCAGUUUCACACUGCACCGUUAGAUCUCGCGAGUGACUUCUUCGAGUUGGUGGCGCGCCAGCAUCUCCUGCACCUCGAUACCCAGCGAAACCUUGCCGACGACGAGGCCGACGCUCAGAGGCGGUUCGUCGCCCGUCAGCGGUUCAAGCAGCUCAUCCCAAAGUACUGCACUGACAACGCCGGGCCGUUCAAGAUCUUCUGCGACGACAUGCAGCCCUCGAACAUGCUCAUUGACCCAGAUACCCUCCGUAUUACCGCCAUGCUCGACUUCGAGUUCACGAACAGUAUGCCGGCCCAGUUCGCGUACGACCCGCCAUGGUGGCUGUUGUUGAGGGGACCGGGCAUAUGGAUUGAAGACGACGGCAUGGACGACUUCUUGGCCAGUUACGUGCCCAGGAUGGAGCAGUUCCUACGAGCGCUGGAACGAGUAGAAGCAAAGUCGUCAUUGGUCCGGGGUGGAGGCCCGGCAGAGGAACUGCGUCUUUCCACCCGGAUGCGUGACUCGUGGAGGACCGGGUGUUUCUGGUUCAAUUAUGCGGCAAGGAGGUGCCUAGAUGUCGACGUCAUCUACUGGGAGGCCUUACAUGAUCAUGAAGAUGGCGAUGGUCUCUCCUUGCUCGACCCGGCGACGCGGGCGGAGGCAGGGCGCUUGGUACGGACAAAGAUGGAGCAGCUGAGCGCAUAUGAGGCCGAAUGUGCCACUCGGUUUCCCGAGGAAUCGUCGAAAUGAGCAGUUUUCCCUCUAAAGAAUGAAAGUCAAACAAUCAAGCGCCUCCCCUUGCCAGAUCAGGCACCCAAGCCCCCCCACUCCUCAAAGAAAUCAAGAAUGGAGAGAAAGACGAGUGCGGAAGUCAUUCCUAGCCGAGUCCCAAUCAUGAAUAAUGGCGAAAGAAAGCGAGCGGAGCUUGGCCAGACAAGCCGGUCUCUAAGUCGUGGUGGACCCUCCUCCGCCGCCACUCUUCCUACGCUCCUUGGAUGCCUCAGCCGCCUUCUUCGCCAUGUCUUCUGCCUCCUUUUUCCUAGUCGCCUCCCGACGCUCCUUGGAGGCAUCGGCCGCCUUCUUCAUCUGCUCCUCCUCAUCCGGAGUGGGGACUUUGAUGAAACCGCCACUAUCGGUCAUGCUGGUCGCUUGGGCGGUUUAGGCUUUGGUGUUUGGA